AUGAAUGUGCCAGCUCUUCGACAAAUGAUUGUGAAUUUUCCUGUACAAAUACUCCAGGAAGUUACAGAUGUUCUUGCCCAAAUGGAUACCUAUACUAUCGAGCCGGGGGUAUCACUGGAAGCAACCUCUCUAUUCCUAACGGGUAGAGGUUGUGUCAGUGGUUUAGGAGUUUUGUUGUUACUAUUUGUUGCAUGGCGGGCAUAUAAAAUCAUUAAGAGGUGGAAGAAAGACAUGCUCAAGGCUAUUUUCUUCAAACGAAACGGCGGUUUACUAUUGCAGCAACAAAUGUCAUCAGGCGACGAUGGCAACGUCGAGAAAACUAAACUCUUCACCUCAAAAGAGCUCGAGAAUGCCACAGAUCACUUCAAUGACAACCGAAUCUUAGGGCAAGGAGGUCAGGGGACUGUCUACAAGGGAAUGCUGACCGACGGGAACAUUGUAGCAGUUAAGAUGUCAAAAAUCAAAGACGAAAGUGAAAUAGAACAAUUCAUCAAUGAAGUUGUGAUUCUAUCACAAAUUAACCAUCGAAAUGUGGUUAAAUUACAUGGUUUUUGCUUGGAGACAGAAGUCCCUCUCCUCGUGUAUGAGUUCAUCCCUAACGGAACUCUAUAUGAUUACAUACAUGAUCAAAAUGAAUAUUUCCCUCUAACAUGGGAAGUUCGAUUAAGAAUUGCUACAGAAAUUGGUUUUCAUUCUUCAGCUGGAACACCAAUCUAUCAUUGGGAUAUCAAAUCCACAAACAUACUCUUAGACGAAAAAUUUAGAGCAAAAGUUGCGGAUUUCGGGACAUCAAGAACACAUGACGUUGAUCAAACUCAUCUCACCACAAAAGUACAAGGCACGUUUGGAUACUUAGAUCCGGAGUACUUUCAAUCAAGCCAGUUUACAGAAAAGAGUGAUGUUUACAGCUUCGGAGUGGUUCUGGUGGAGCUAUUAACAGGAGAAAAACCUAUUGCGUCAUUUAAGGUUGGGGAGACACGUAGUUUGGCAACGUAUUUUCUGUCGGCGAUGGAGGAGAAUCGUUUGUCUGAAAUCAUUGAUCCACGUGUGAAGAUAGAUGGUGAGGAAGGUGGUCAGAUUAGAAGAUUUGGUGAACUUGCGAAGAGAUGUUUGAAUUUGGAUGGGAGAAAACGACCGAGAAUGAAACAAGUAGGGAUAGAGUUGGAGCUCAUACGAACAUCAAACGUAGCACCUGUUGCUGCUGCAACUGAAGAAGUUGAAUAUGCUAAUAGCAUUGAAGAAGUUGGGGGUAUGGGACACAUUGAUCAUUGGCAUUGAAUCAGGUCCGAUUAGCAUCUCAUCUUCCUCAGAUUCCCAUCCUUUGCUGAUAUGACUGAAGCUGAUAAUGUUUUAUAAUGCAUUAUAUUAUAAUGUUACUAUUUUAGGAUACUAAAAAAUAAAAAUAAGAUUUUUUUCUCUUAA
This is a messenger RNA of Helianthus annuus (common sunflower), 1422 nucleotides long. RefSeq names its product wall-associated receptor kinase-like 22. Gene Ontology annotation, cellular component: plasma membrane. Gene Ontology annotation, molecular function: protein serine/threonine kinase activity; ATP binding. The record is from RefSeq and is a predicted model, not a curated record. NCBI's taxonomy places the organism in Eukaryota, Viridiplantae, Streptophyta, Magnoliopsida, Asterales, Asteraceae. The transcript has 4 exons. Bases 1 to 1278 code for a protein of 425 amino acids. Gene Ontology annotation, biological process: protein phosphorylation; cell surface receptor signaling pathway.